GGUAUUCAUUCCUUAAAUGGGCCACGUUUAAUGGAUGAAGAGCAAAUUCUCCUUCCUAGUUGACAGCAGUAACAGACAUAGACCAGCUUCCCACAAAGCCAAGAUUUACUCUUGGAUGAAAUGGCUGGUAAGGGUGUAUCUCCCGAUGGUCGCACAUUAGCCUUGAUGAAUGACUUGCUCGCACUUAGAACUGGAGAUGAAGCAAUGCAGAAAGGUAAUCCAGAAAUUUGCAGACAAAUGAUGCCUUAAAGCUUGACGACACAUAUUGCACGGUCACGACAUUUAACAUGACGCGCUUCACGUAUUCCAUAAGCUUGUAAUUAACUUAAGAUAUUUACAUUUAAUCGAUGAAAAGAAGAAUUGCGAGUAGCAGCCCCACGCCAUCUACUCUUAUGGCGAUUCCGGCAAGAACGGCACCGGCGGAGACGGGUACUUAUUCUCCACGCCGUCGAUUUCACUCUCACCCUGAAAUUAUUCCUUCUGCAAAUCGAAAUCGCGUUCAUUCUGGACACGAUUUUAAUUCAGUUCGUGAUUUCGACCAUGCCCGGGAACUGUUCGAUCAAAUGCUUCGCGCGCAACCAUUGCCUUCUAUUCUUCAGUUCACCAAACUGCUUAGUAAAAUUGUGAAAAUGAAACAUUAUGGGGCUGCUGUUUGCUUGUUUAAAGAAAUGCGCAACCGUGGUAUCUCAGUGGAUUCGUAUGCGCUGACCAUUCUGACUGAUGCAUUAUGCCUGACAAAUCAAGCGGAUUGCGGGUUUUCUGUGCUUGGGUUGUUCUUCAAAUGUGGGAUUGAAGUCAGUGUGGUGACAUUCAACACACUGAUCAAAGGUCUAUGUCUGAAUGAUAGGAUUGUGGAGGCCAUAGAGCUAUUCAAGAAGUUGGUUAGGGAGGAAGUUUGCCAAGUUGAUAAUUUCACUUAUGCUAUUCUCAUGAAUGGGCUUUGCAAGAUGAUAGAAAGAGGGGUUUCCCCGGGCAUCUCUAUAUACAAUUCUUUGAUUCAAGGCCUUUGCAAUUUCUGCCGAUGGAAAGAGGCUACCAAGUUAAUUAAUGAGAUGGUGGGUCAUAAUGUAUAUCCAGAUGUCUUAACCUUCACUAUAUUGGUGGAUGCUUUUUGCAAGGAGGGGAGGUUGAAAGAUGCAGAAGCUAUUAUUCAAAUCAUGAUUCAAAGAAACACUUAUCCUGAUGUGAUCACAUACAACACAUUGAUUGAGGGGUAUUGUUUGCUAGGGCAGAUGGAUGACGCUCAGAGAACUCUUGGUCAGAUGGUAGAGAACGGCGUUCGACCUAAUGUUAUGAACUAUAACACACUAAUUAAUGGAUAUUGCAAAAGAAAAGUAAUGGAUAAGGCCAUGCAUCUUUUUAAUGAAAUGCCUCAGAAAGGGCUUUAUCCCAAUACGGUUACUUACACCACAGUGUUGCAAGGGCUGUUUCUUGUAGGUCGAUGUGAUGCUGCUUUAAAUCUUUUUCAGGAUAUGCAACUGUCUGGGCAUGCACCUAAGUUUCACACUUAUUGUGUCUUACUUACCGGUUUGUGUGAUAAUGGACAUAUUGAGGAGGCAAUGUCAGUUUAUAGUAUGUUACGUAGCAACGGGAACGGUUCUCAUGUUUUUGGUAGCAUCAUGAUAGAUGGGUUAUGCAAGAUGGGGCUACUCAGUAUUGCACGUGGUGUGUUGAGUAAUCUCAUCUUUAAAGAUCAAUACCUAAAUGUGCGUGCAUACACUGCAAUGAUAAAUGGGCUAUGUCGAGAGGGAUUAGUACAUGAAGCCUUAGACCUUCUUAGGAGAAUGGGCGAAACUGAUUGCUUACCGGAUUCAUUCACUUAUAAUGUUAUUUUGAAAGAAUUUGUUAGAAUGAGAAAAAUUCACGAGGCAAAUAUGUUGUUAGAUGAAAUGUCCAGCAAGUGCAUUUCUCCCGACAAUCACACAUUGACCUUGAUGAAUGAGUUGCUUGCAUUUGGAACAGGAAAUGAACCAGUGCCGAAGGUGAUCCGAAAAUUUGCAGCAAAUGUUUUAAUCUGACUGUGUGUGGAGAUUUUUGACCUUGUUCUUCUGCUUAAUUUAAAUUUAUACUUCUGGUGGAUUGCUUAACAAUCCGCUCUUGAGUUACAACCGAAGAAGCGACGAAUGUGUGAACGAAUUCAAUAUUGGAGUGAUUGGGGGAAGGGUUUGGGAGGUAAUUUUUUGUAACGAAGCACGAGGUAUGGACUUGGUAUUCCUAUACCGUGUCGGG
This is a messenger RNA of Cuscuta campestris, 2229 nucleotides long. NCBI's taxonomy places the organism in Eukaryota, Viridiplantae, Streptophyta, Magnoliopsida, Solanales, Convolvulaceae. The record is from the annotation of a GenBank genome assembly.